GGCAUUCCAUGUUCCAGAUUCCAUUUCUCUUCCCACUUCAACAAAUCAACAUCACCUUUUGCUUAAUUAGAGAAAAUACAGAACCACCUGAAUCACUGGUCCUAGAACCUUCCUAUUCAUUCAUAAGUGGGAUAGGCUUAAUCCCCACCAAGCAGUGAUCUGUCUCAACCUGGUGGUGGAGGGUCAUUCUGACUCUCGGCUUAUACUUCCCGUUCUUGGUCUAUAAAUAGCCCAUAAUCAAAUACCUAAGGCAUAUUCAAGUCUGAGUUCGAGCAGCAUUCAAGUGACAUAUUAGCUUUCUUUCCCAACUUUUAAGCUCUUUUUGUUCCUGUUAGUCAGCUCUGAGAUUGUUGCCAAUCAAGAAACAAAUGGAGGGGAAAAGGAGUUUGACAGUUGCAGAUGCACUGGAUUACAAGGGAUUUCCGGCUGACAGAUCCAAAACUGGUGGUUGGAUACCAGCUGCGCUUAUCCUAGGGAUUGAAAUUUGUGAGAGGCUUUCGACUAUGGGAAUAGCAGUGAACCUGGUGACCUACUUGGGUGGAGUGAUGCAUCUGCCGAGCUCUACCUCGGCCAACAUUGUUACCGACUUCAUGGGCACAUGUUUCCUCUUGUGUUUGCUGGGGGGAUUUCUUGCAGAUUCUUUCCUUGGAAGAUACAAGACAAUUGCCGUUUUCGCCAUCAUACAAACACUGGGAACCGGCAUGUUGGCGAUAACAAGUGAGUUGCCUCAGCUUCGCCCACCGCCUUGCCAUGCUCAUGACAUCAAUUGCAAGCAAGCCAAUGGCUUCCAAAUGGGAAUGUUGUACCUUGCUCUAUAUCUUAUAGCUUUAGGCACUGGAGGCCUCAAGUCAAGUGUUUCUGGAUUUGGGACUGAUCAAUUCGAUGAAAAAGACGAAAAAGAGAAAUCCCAGAUGGCCUAUUUCUUUAACAGAUUCUUCUUCUUCAUUAGCAUUGGCACUUUGACAGCCGUUACGGUUCUGGUGUACAUACAAGAUGAAGUGGGCCGAAGCCUGGCUUAUGGGAUCUGCUCCGUCUCAAUGUUGGUAGCCAUAUUCAUAUUCUUCUCUGGCACCAAACGGUACAGGUACAAGAGAAGCUCUGGGAGCCCUAUUGUCCACAUUUUUCAAGUCAUCGCAGCAGCAAUAAGGAAACGCAACAUGAACCUUCCUUAUGAUGUUGAAAUGCUGUACGAGGAUACUCCUGAGGCUUCAAGAAUUCACCAUACUGAUCAGUUCCGUUUCUUGGACAAGGCAGCGAUUGUAGCUGAAGGAGAUUUUGCGAACAGAAGCACUUGCUCAGAGCCCAAUCCGUGGAAGCUGUGCUCGGUGACAAGGGUGGAGGAAGUGAAGAUGAUGGCGAGAUUGCUGCCAAUAUGGGCCACAACCAUCAUUUUCUGGACCACAUACGCACAGAUGAUCACCUUCUCAGUGGAGCAAGCGUCCACCAUGAACAGAUCAAUAGGCAAUUUCCAGAUCCCGGCCGGCUCACUUACCGUCUUCUUUGUGGCUGCUAUUCUAAUCACAUUAGCAGUUUAUGACCGCCUCAUCAUGCCACUCUGGAAGAAAUGGAAAGGAAAACCAGGUUUCUCUAGCCUACAAAGAAUCGCCAUCGGAUUAGUACUCUCCACAGUAGGAAUGGGCGUCGCCACAUUAGCCGAGAUGAAGAGACUAUCGGUGGCAAAGUCGGUCAGCCGCUCUUCAUCCAAUCUUCCGAUAAGUGUUUUUCUUCUGAUUCCACAGUUCUUCCUGGUGGGUGCUGGCGAAGCAUUCAUAUACACAGGACAGCUGGAUUUCUUCAUCACUCAAUCACCCAAAGGAAUGAAAACCAUGAGCACUGGCCUUUUCCUGACCACUCUUUCGCUCGGGUUUUUCGUUAGCAGCUUCCUGGUCUCCGUCAUCAAGAAGGUCACGUCGAGCAAUGGGGGACAAGGGUGGCUUGCAGACAACAUAAACUACGGCCGCCUGGAUUGUUUCUACGGGCUUCUGGCAGUUCUUGGAAUCAUAAACCUCGUCAUCUAUCUGAUUUGUGCUGUGUGGUACAAGCCUGAUCAGAAACCCAAACCCCAACCUGCACUACAGAUGGAGGCUAAGUUCAAAUGCUUUGGUGUGGUUUCGUUAAAAUUGCGAUGUGUAUCAUGUAGCUUCAAUUCUGUGUUGUUUUGCAAAGUGCAGUUGGACCAACUCAAAUAUAAAUCUUUUACUUUAACUCCAAUUGUUAAUGAAUAUUUGAAGAGUCUUCAA
This is a messenger RNA of Sesamum indicum (sesame), 2240 nucleotides long. The record is from RefSeq and is a predicted model, not a curated record. NCBI's taxonomy places the organism in Eukaryota, Viridiplantae, Streptophyta, Magnoliopsida, Lamiales, Pedaliaceae.